Molecule: messenger RNA, 1824 nt
Organism: Heterobilharzia americana
Lineage: Eukaryota; Metazoa; Platyhelminthes; Trematoda; Strigeidida; Schistosomatidae
Source: the annotation of a GenBank genome assembly
AUGAGUAUUAAUCAUCAUAAGACGAAAAAUCAUGAAUCCACUACUACUACUACUACUACUACUACUACUACUACUACUACUACUACUACUACUACUACUACUACUACUACUACUACUACUACUACUACUACUACUACUACUACUACUACUACUACUACUACUACUACUACUACUACUACUACUACUACUACUACUACUACUACUACUACUACUACUACUACUACUACUACUACUACUACUACUACUACUACUACUACUACUACUACUACUACUACUACUACUACUACUACUACUACUACUACUACUACUACUACUACUACUACUACUACUACUACUACUACUACUACUACUACUACUACUACUACUACUACUACUACUACUACUACUACUACUACUACUACUACUACUACUACUACUACUACUACUACUACUACUACUACUACUACUACUACUACUACUACUACUACUACUACUACUACUACUACUACUACUACUACUACUACUACUACUACUACUACUACUACUACUACUACUACUACUACUACUACUACUACUACUACUACUACUACUACUACUACUACUACUACUACUACUACUACUACUACUACUACUACUACUACUACUACUACUACUACUACUACUACUACUACUACUACUACUACUACUACUACUACUACUACUACUACUACUACUACUACUACUACUACUACUACUACUACUACUACUACUACUACUACUACUACUACUACUACUACUACUACUACUACUACUACUACUACUACUACUACUACUACUACUACUACUACUACUACUACUACUACUACUACUACUACUACUACUACUACUACUACUACUACUACUACUACUACUACUACUACUACUACUACUACUACUACUACUACUACUACUACUACUACUACUACUACUACUACUACUACUACUACUACUACUACUACUACUACUACUACUACUACUACUACUACUACUACUACUACUACUACUACUACUACUACUACUACUACUACUACUACUACUACUACUACUACUACUACUACUACUACUACUACUACUACUACUACUACUACUACUACUACUACUACUACUACUACUACUACUACUACUACUACUACUACUACUACUACUACUACUACUACUACUACUACUACUACUACUACUACUACUACUACUACUACUACUACUACUACUACUACUACUACUACUACUACUACUACUACUACUACUACUACUACUACUACUACUACUACUACUACUACUACUACUACUACUACUACUACUACUACUACUACUACUACUACUACUACUACUACUACUACUACUACUACUACUACUACUACUACUACUACUACUACUACUACUACUACUACUACUACUACUACUACUACUACUACUACUACUACUACUACUACUACUACUACUACUACUACUACUACUACUACUACUACUACUACUACUACUACUACUACUACUACUACUACUACUACUACUACUACUACUACUACUACUACUACUACUACUACUACUACUACUACUACUACUACUACUACUACUACUACUACUACUACUACUACUACUACUACUACUACUACUACUACUACUACUACUACUACUACUACUACUACUACUACUACUACUACUACUACUACUACUACUACUACUACUACUACUACUACUACUACUACUACUACUACUACUACUACUACUACUACUACUACUACUACUACUCACACUACUACUCACACUACUACUACCACCUUACAUAAUCACACGAUCAAAAAUAUUUUCUCGACUCAUUCACCCUUUCAA